Messenger RNA from Exophiala xenobiotica, 1828 nucleotides. RefSeq lists its product as uncharacterized. Gene Ontology annotation, molecular function: oxidoreductase activity. Bases 215 to 1750 code for a protein of 511 amino acids. The transcript has a single exon. Lineage: Eukaryota; Fungi; Ascomycota; Eurotiomycetes; Chaetothyriales; Herpotrichiellaceae. The record is from RefSeq and is a predicted model, not a curated record.
CCUAGGUACCUCGUUUAGACUUUCAUGGCUUUCGAUUCUGUCCCCAGGUCUCUGCAUCUGGCUUCCUCGUCAAAACCUGGGUUGUCCUGAAGAUAUGCUGGACUCACUGGUAAGAGCGGCGGCAAGAUCGCCCCGACUUUGAAACACGGUCGAGACGACUACAGGAAAGAACGAAUUUCAUGUCAACAGACUUCUUCGAGCGGCUUCAUCAACCAUGGACAAAAGGGUUGCUAUCGUGGGCAGUGGAUGCUCAGGCAUCGGCGCCUUGUGGGCGCUCAAUACCAGCACCGGCCAUGAAGUCCAUCUAUUCGAAGCAGCGUCCCGCCUCGGCGGGCACACGAACACUGUCACGUUCGAAGGACCGAACGGGAAUAAAGUCGACGUGGACACGGGCUUCAUUGUCAUGAAUUCAGCCACGUAUCCCAAUUUUACGCGCUUUUUGGAUGAAGUGGGAGUGCCGACCCUGAAGACUGACAUGACCUUUGGUGUGUCUCGCGAUCAAGGCACUUUUGAGUGGGCCGGCACGUCGCUCGGAUCCGUUUUCGCUCAGAAGAGGAAUAUCUUCAAAUCUGGGAUGUGGAGGAUGAUCUUCGAUAUCGUGCGGUUCAAUGAAUUUGCUCUGGAUCUAUUGCAAGACGAAUCUGAAAGCGACAGUGAUCCCACAACCGAGGAGGGAUCGAGCACAGACAAGCCCUCAGCUCAGGAAACCAUUGGCGACUACCUCGACAGGGAGAAUUACUCGCCUGAAUUCCGGGACAAUUACCUCAUUCCCAUGACCGCUGCUGUCUGGAGUACUAGUCCUGACAAAUGUUCCCUGGAAUUUCCAGCCAUCACUCUGAUUCGCUUCAUGUACAACCAUCACCUGUUGAACACAAUUGCCCAGCGUCCAGACUGGAUGACCAUUCCUGGGGGCUCAAAGCAGUACAUCGAUGCCGUACUGAAGGCUUUCCCCAAAGACCGAAUACACAUCAAUUCCAAAGUCACUGCUUUACAACCCACCGAGAAGGGCACAGUCGUGCUAACAGCCAACAGCAAAGACUUGGAAUUCGACCAUGUAAUUCUCGCAACUCAUGGGGACCAAGCCCUGGAAAUCCUGAAACCAGUAGCCACACAGGAAGAGAUCGAUAUACUCAGCGGCUUCCAGACAAGUAGGAAUAUCGCCGUCUUGCACUCGGAUCUUGCGCUGAUGCCAAAAAGGCGGGUGGCUUGGUCGGCUUGGAAUUAUAUCACAGAAUCUCCAUUUCCUCCCACAAGAAGCCAGAACAUCUCCAAGGUCUGUUUGACGUAUUGGAUGAAUCUGUUGCAACAUAUACCCGAGGACAAAUUCGGCACCGUCCUGGUCACGCUGAAUCCUCUGAAUAUGCCAGAUCCCCGUUCGGCGCAGGGCAUCUGGGAAUACUCCCAUCCGUUGUAUAAUGCUGCGGCUAUCAGAUCCCAGAGGUUGUUACCAAGGAUCCAAAACACCAGGAAUGUCAGUUACUGCGGGGCUUGGUCAAAAUAUGGGUUCCACGAAGACGGCUUCAGCAGCGGGUUGUCCGUGGCUGUCAACCAUUUAGAAGCUCGCUUGCCUUUUGAAUUUGUCGACUCGACAUUCUCUCGAGGCCGGAGACCCACGUUGACCAUAAAGAAUCAUUUGUUGAGGUCUUCCAUCCUUGCCACUCAGAUAGUAAUGCUGCUAGUCGCAAAGGCGUGGGAAGUGUUGGUCGCAAUUGCCGACAGAGGAAUAGCUUCGCGGCGGAAGAUGGCGUGAGGAUCGCGGCUUCAACCGGCAGAGAUAGUGAGAUCAGUGACCUGCCUCAUCAAGGUUGUGCUACUCUCUUCGUCCUCA